AUGCCGAAAAAGAAGAGUGAUAUAAUAAUUAAGAUGGAAGAUGUGGGAAUGGAAAUUGAUGGAUCUGUGGCCAGUGAAAGUGAAGGUGAGUCCAGAAGAGAAGGAUUCGCCUGCUUUUUUGAACCUGUCUUAACUGGAAUUUGUGUUUCUGUUGUGUUAUAUUUGGUGGUGGUUCCUUCAGAGGAUUCAAGGAGAACAAGCAGGGGGAACCUGAAACCCAAACCCUCACCAGCGCCGGGCAGAAACAACCAAAUCAAAAGGACGCCCACGAAUCGCAGCCACCGGAGGAGCAAUGAAGAUGACAGUGAGGGAUAUGAGGAGGAAGAGGCUCCUAGGAAGACAAAAGUCAAUAAAAAGAAGCCACCUAAAACACAGGACAGUGAUGAGGAGAGCGAGGUAGAUCAGAGUAAGAGGACCAAAAAUGGGAGAAGGGUCAACAAGCAGCAGAAGGAGGAUCAGAACAACAAAGACAAAGCAAGAGAGGAUAUGAAGGGAAAGGGAAAAGACAAGGCAAAGGUCAUAGAGAAUGGGAAGGAGAGCAAGAAGAGAAAUAAAGACACCAGUUCCUCCUCCUCCUCAAGCGAGGAUUCAGGUGAGGACUCAAUGUCGGAGGGGGAGAUGACUCGGCUGAAGGAAGAGGUGGAGGAGAAGAAGAAGCUCAUCUCCACCCUGAGGAACAAACCAUGGCGCAUGAGGAGGAGACUCGAGUGUCUCAAAGACGCCCAGCAGUUUGUGGAGAAAUUUGAGGGAGCUUUAGGAAAGGGCAAAGGCAGGAAGCUGUAUGCCUUCAAAGUAAUGAUGACCAAGAAAUGGAUCAAAUUUAACAGAGAUUUUGAAAAUUUUAAGACAGCCUGCAUUCCUUGGGAGAGGAAGAUUAAAGAAGUUGAGAGUCACUUUGGGUCUUCAGUGGCUUCUUACUUUUUAUUCCUGAGGUGGAUGUAUGGAAUGAAUCUAGUCCUAUUUGGUUUCGUGUUUGGCCUUGUCGUGAUUCCAGAGGUCUUAAUGGGCCUUCCGUAUGGAUCCAUCCCACGGAAAACAGUGCCAAGAGAUGAACAAGCUAAAGCGAUGGACUUCUCCGUCCUGUUUGAGUUUGGUGGCUAUUGCAAGUAUUCUUUUCUCUUUUAUGGCUACUACAAUAACCAGCGAACAAUUGGCCUUCUGCAGUUCAGAUUACCUCUGUCUUACCUCCUGGUCGGAGUCGGCUCCUUUGGCUAUAGCUUAAUGGUUGUCAUUCGAACCAUGGCAAAGAACUCCAAUGAGGGAGGGGAUGGGGCUGAGGAGGGGGAUUUCACUUUUGCUUGGAAGAUGUUCACCAGCUGGGAUUACCUCAUUGGCAACUCAGAAACAGCUGACAACAAGUUUGCUUCCAUCACCACCAGCUUCAAGGAGUCCAUUGUGGAUGAACAGGAGAACCAAAAAGAUGAAAAUAUCCAUCUGAGAAGAUUUCUCCGUGUCUUAGCCAACUUACUCAUCCUUUGCAGUCUGGGCGGCAGUGGUUACCUUAUUUACUAUGUUGUGAAAAGGUCACAGACAUAUGCCAAUAUGGAUGAAGAUGAGUUGAGCUGGUUUGAAAAAAAUGAGGUUGAAUUUGUUAUGUCGUUGCUAGGACUGGUCUGCCCCCCACUUUUUGAGACCAUUGCUGAACUGGAGGAGUAUCACCCACGCAUUGCCCUCAAGUGGCAACUUGGGAGGAUAUUUGCCCUCUUUCUUGGAAACUUGUACACCUUUCUUUUUGCCUUAUUCGAUGAAGUGAAUGCAAAGCUGGAAAGAGAAGAGACUAUAAAAAAUGCCACCAUCUGGGCAAUGAAGGAGCACUACAGCAACUUCUCAGAGCUCAACAACAGCACAGCCAUCACACCGCUCUCUAUCAACCCUGCAGAUGUCAUGAGGGGGCCGUGCUGGGAGACCGCCGUUGGAAUUGAAUUUAUGAAGCUCACAGUUUCUGACAUCCAAGUGACCUACCUUACAAUCUUGUUUGGGGAUUUCCUUCGGGCUCUGGCUGUUCGCUUCCUCAACUACUGCUGGUGCUGGGACCUUGAGGCAGGAUUUCCAUCGUAUGCAGAGUUUGACAUCAGUGGGAAUGUGCUGGGACUCAUCUUCAAUCAAGGCAUGAUCUGGAUGGGGGCCUUCUAUGCUCCAGGGUUAGUAGGCCUCAAUGUGCUUCGUCUCCUGACAUCCAUGUAUUUCCAGUGCUGGGCAGUGAUGACCUGCAAUGUACCGCAUGAGAGAGUCUUCAAGGCCUCCAAGUCCAAUAACUUCUACAUGGGCCUCCUGCUUCUCAUCCUAUUCCUCAGUAUGCUCCCUGUGGUAUACACUAUCAUGACCCUGCCACCCUCCUUCGACUGUGGUCCCUUCAGUGGGAAGCAGAAAAUGUAUGAUGUCAUCAUUGAGACAAUUGAUAAGGACCUACCUGCAUUUUUGGGAACACUCUUCACUUAUGCAGCCAACCCUGGCCUAAUUAUUCCAGCCGUGCUUCUGAUGGUGUUGGCUAUUUACUAUCUGAAUUCUGUUUCCAAAGCAUAUAAACAUGCAAAUAAUGAACUUCGAAAAAAAAUGCAAAUGCAAAGAGAUGAGGAGAAGAAUCGACGAAACAAUAAGGACAGCACUAAUCAAGUCAUGAAAGACUUAGAGGACCUCCUGCCCAAAAAGUCUCCUAUUUCAGCAUCCGCCAAAGAAAAUGCUGAAGUCAGGAGCGAACUGGGAGACAAGCCCUCAAAGGUCUCCCAAAAGCCAGGGGCUGUGGCCACUGGGAGGGGGGUAAACCUGCAGAGGGAUGUGUCUCUGGCCAUGGCAAAUCCACGGAUGGCUGUGACCCGCCCUCCUGGCCCCCGAGGGCCCAGCGCUCUUCCUGGAAACACGCUGCAAGUCCCUGGGGGGCGGGGCAGGGGGAGGGGCCAGAACCCCCGGCGCUAG
Molecule: messenger RNA, 2913 nt
Organism: Scleropages formosus (Asian bonytongue)
Lineage: Eukaryota; Metazoa; Chordata; Actinopteri; Osteoglossiformes; Osteoglossidae
Gene: tmc2b
Product: transmembrane channel-like 2b
Exons: 20
Coding region: 1-2913 (970 amino acids)
Biological process (GO): vestibular reflex; detection of mechanical stimulus involved in sensory perception of sound
Cellular component (GO): plasma membrane
Molecular function (GO): mechanosensitive monoatomic ion channel activity
Source: RefSeq, a predicted model, not a curated record